Molecule: messenger RNA, 2938 nt
Organism: Trematosphaeria pertusa
Lineage: Eukaryota; Fungi; Ascomycota; Dothideomycetes; Pleosporales; Trematosphaeriaceae
Product: glycosyltransferase family 35 protein
Exons: 6
Coding region: 148-2823 (891 amino acids)
Biological process (GO): glycogen catabolic process
Cellular component (GO): cytoplasm
Molecular function (GO): glycogen phosphorylase activity; pyridoxal phosphate binding
Source: RefSeq, a predicted model, not a curated record
GCCCGAGAGAGCUGCUCAAGCUCUCAAUUGACUUUGUCUCACCUCCUUUGAGCGGCGGACACUAUUCGCCCCUCUACCCCGCCCUCGCCCCUCCGUCACAGACACUCCCUUAGCAAUUCGCGCUUCUCCCCCAUCGACAUCCUCAGAAUGGCGGCCGCACCGACGUCUCCCCACCCGCGCGAGCGGCGCCCUUCGAUGAGCGCCCCGCUCGCCGACUUCAAGGGCCCCGUCGGCCCCGACCACUUCACGCGCCCGAAGCACAAGCGUACUACGACGGGGUUUGGGCCCGGCGAGAUCAAGAGCGUCGAGGCGAGCAUUCCGGAGCCCCAGCGCGCCGCUUGGAGGAAGUUUAUGCCGAAGCCGUUUAGCACGCCCGAGGAGUUCAACAAGGAGACUGUCAGGCAUAUCGAGACGACGCUUGCGCGGAGCUUGUAUAACUGCGAUGAGUUUGCGGCGUAUGCCGGGACGGCGCUAGCGUUUAGGGAUCGUCUGAUCCUGGACUGGAAUAAGACGCAGCAGACCCAGACGUUUGCGGAUCAGAAGCGCAUAUACUAUCUCUCCCUCGAGUUCUUGAUGGGUCGAGCGCUGGACAAUGCUAUGCUCAACGUGGAGCAGAAGGACACGGCUGCGAAGGGUCUCGCGGACCUCGGCUUCCGCAUGGAGGACAUCGUCUCCCAGGAACACGAUGCCGCGCUCGGCAAUGGCGGUCUCGGACGUCUCGCCGCCUGCUUCCUCGAUUCCAUGGCCUCGCUCAACUACCCCGCCUGGGGAUACGGCCUCCGUUACAGAUACGGUAUCUUCAAGCAGGAGAUCAUCGACGGAUACCAGGUCGAGGUGCCAGACUACUGGCUCGACUUCAACCCGUGGGAGUUCCAGCGGCACGAUAUCACGGUGGAUGUGCAGUUCAAUGGCUAUGUCAACCGCUGGCAGGACGAUGAGGGUAAGCAGCAGUGCUCCUGGGAGGGCGGUGAGAUCGUGCAGGCGGUUGCCUUCGAUGUUCCGAUUCCUGGAUACAAGACUGGCACCUGCAACAACCUCCGUCUUUGGGGCAGCAAGGCCGCGAGCGGCGAAUUCGACUUCCAGAAGUUCAAUUCUGGUGACUACGAGAGCUCCGUUGCCGACCAGCAGCGCGCAGAGACCAUAUCUGCUGUGUUGUACCCGAACGAUAACCUCGAGCGGGGUAAGGAGCUUCGCCUGAAGCAGCAGUACUUCUGGUGUGCCGCGUCCCUCUAUGAUAUCGUUCGCCGAUUCAAGAAGACCAAGCGCGCCUGGAAAGAGUUCCCGAACCAAGUCGCCAUUCAGUUGAACGACACUCACCCAACACUCGCCAUUCCCGAGCUUCAGCGUAUAUUGGUCGAUGUGGAGGGCUUGGACUGGGAUGAUGCUUGGAAUAUUGUCACCAAGACCUUCGGUUACACCAACCACACCGUGCUUCCGGAAGCCCUGGAGAAGUGGUCGGUCCCGCUGAUGCAGCACCUCCUUCCUCGCCAUCUUCAGAUCAUCUUCGACAUCAACCUCCAAUUCUUGCAGUAUGUUGAGCGGAACUUCCCUAAGGACCGUGAGAUGCUCGGUAGAAUUUCGAUCAUCGAGGAGUCAAACCCCAAGAUGGUUCGCAUGGCCUUCCUUGCCCUAAUCGGCUCGCACAAGGUCAACGGUGUCGCCGAGCUCCAUUCGGACUUGAUCAAGACGACCAUUUUCAAAGACUUCGUCAAGAUCUUCGGCCCGGACAAAUUCACCAAUGUCACCAACGGCAUCACUCCCCGGAGAUGGCUCCACCAGGCGAAUCCAAGGCUGUCCGAGCUGAUUGCUUCGAAGCUGGGCGGUUACGAAUUCCUGAAGGAUCUGACUCUGCUUCACAAGCUGGAGGCGUUCGUUGACGACAAGGACUUCCGGAAGGAAUUCCGCGAGAUCAAGUACGCGAAUAAGGUGCGACUUGCGAAACAUAUCAAGGAGAGCAAUGGCGUCACCGUAAACCCUGCUGCGCUGUUCGACGUGCAAGUGAAGCGUAUGCACGAGUACAAGCGCCAGCAACUCAACAUCUUCGGGGUCAUCCACCGCUACCUCAAGAUCAAACAGAUGACGGCGGAAGAGAAGAAGAAGCUAGCUCCCCGCGUCUCCAUCUUCGGUGGUAAGGCUGCCCCGGGUUACUGGAUGGCCAAGACCGUCAUCCAUCUCAUCAACCAAGUCGGCAAGGUGGUCAACAAGGAUCCGGAUGUCGGGGAUCUGCUCAAAGUCAUCUUUCUGGAAGACUACAACGUCAGUAAGGCGGAGAUUAUCUGCCCGGCGAGCGACAUUAGCGAGCACAUCUCUACCGCUGGCACGGAGGCGAGUGGUACGAGCAACAUGAAGUUCUGUCUGAACGGCGGUCUGAUCAUCGGUACUUGCGACGGUGCCAAUAUCGAGAUCACCCGCGAGAUUGGGGAGCAGAACAUCUUCCUCUUCGGCAAUCUUGCUGAAGACGUCGACGAGCUCCGCCACUCCCAUCUCUACCAGCACUACGAGCUCGACCCGCAACUUGCUGCCGUCUUCGACACGAUCCACUCGGGCACCUUCGGUGACGCGGACGCUUUCUCUGCCCUGCUCAACGGUAUCGUCGACCACGGCGACUACUACCUCGUUUCCGACGACUUUGCGUCUUACAUCAAGACGCAGGAGCUCAUUGACGAGAGCUACAAGAACACGGAGGAGUGGACGACGAAGGCCAUCACCUCUGUGGCGCGCAUGGGCUUCUUCUCCAGCGAUCGGUGCAUUGAUGAGUAUGCGGAGAGCAUCUGGAAUAUUGAGCCGAUUGUGCCCAAGAAGGGGGACGGCAUGGGCACGUAGGUGGGCUUGCGAGGACUGGAGGGGGCGUCAUGAGCUAGAUAGAUGGCCUUUGCCUGGUUGGAGGUUUAGAUUGCUUGAGGGAGUCGGAGGAUAAUGCCUUUCUUGUUUCUACGUU